CUCUGACAUGAAGGAUAACUACACGCUCGCAGGAGCGACGGGGGAGUCUGACGUCACCACGGCUAGCGGCGGCAUUAAGUUCAGAUAUUCCAUAGGCAGCGACAGCCCCCACCAGGGCCUGGGUCCUGAGGCCAAUGAUGUUGACAGGUGAGAGUUUUGUCGUGGUAAAACUGAGAGUUAGGAGCACCGAGCCUUAUCGUGUUUCUAUUUAUCGUUUCAUUAAGUCAAAAUCGUUGUAGUUCUCGAGUUUAAAGAUGACAUUUAUUCAAAAUAAGAUGACAUUUCGACAUUAAUUAGAAGCGGACAGCAGUAUGUUGGCUUGCCUCACAUUUUGCUGUUCAUUAAAAUUGAAGGCAGUAUGUUCGCUUGCCUCUUACUCUACUGGGAAUUAGAAUAGACAGCAGCCUGUUCGCUUGCGUUAGUACUUCCCGACUUUCAAUUCUUUGAGGAGACCAAUUUCUCAAAGGAAACAUUCUCAACAUGAUUUUGACAGAAUAUUUAUGAAGACAGCAGUAACCGCAAUUCCAAAAGUCAGUGACAAUUUUUUUACGAGCCCAUACAAAAAGCAACACCCCAUCUCGACUGCCUAUAGAAGGUUCGGAUCCAGCUUGACCUACUUACGUAUCGUUGUCAAAUAGAUCAGUCAGGUUGACUAUUUCCAAUAAAUCAGUCAAGUUGAACUAUUUCCAUUAGAACAGUCAAGUUUAACUAUUACCCAAUGGAUUUAUUUUAAGGGGACGGGUGGGGGUGGCGUUGGGCGGUCUUAACUUAAGCCUAUAUUUGGAAGGAAAUAAAUACAAUAUUCAUAAUCGGAGAGCAUGCUUUUUUUCUUCUAGGCUUAUCGGCAGUUUUAGCUUAAGAGAAAAAAGGGGCCGGGGGGGGGAAGGGGGUGAAAAAAAGGGGGGGGGGGGCUGUGGCGGACGGGGAUAAGAAAUUUAAAAUAGUCUUUUUAACUUAUUACUUUCCCCCUUCAUUAUUUUGAGCAUGCUUUUUUUCUUCUAGGCUUAUCGGCAGUUUUAGCUUAAGAGAAAAAAGGGGCCGGGGGGGGGAAGGGGGUGAAAAAAAGGGGGGGGGGGGCUAUGCGGCACGGAGAUAAGAAAUCUAAAAAUAUCCUUGUACGUCAUUACUUUCCCCCUUCAAUAUUUAUAUCAAUAGUUGCCAAGAAAGAUUAAAUAGUUGUGAUACGAGAGUUUUACAGUGAGGUCAGGAAGUGGUCGUUUUGUUGGUGUUCAUGUGAGUUCAAGUGAAAGAGCACCGGAACUGAAGAGAACUCGUUUGGAAUUCUGAGCUUGCUGAUGCUUCUUGACAGAUUGGAUUAGAGAGUAUUUUGUGACAUUUUGUGACAUUUUGUGACUUGAGUUCGGUGCUGAGAUUUUAAAAAAAAAUGUUAAUGGUUUAUUUAGUGCUAAAAGACAUAGAAAAGGUUAAUUAAGUGAUAUAAGAUAUUUUAAAAUGUAAAUUAUUUAUUUAUUGCUAUAGGAUAUUUAAAAAUGUAAAUGGUUAAUUCAGCGCUGAAAUGUAUUUACAAAGGGAAAUGGUUUAUUUAGUGCUAAAAGAAAUUUUUUAGAAAUAAAUGACGAGCAUUUUAAUCAAUUUGUAAACAACUUCAAAAUAAGACAUUAAGAAAAAUGAACAUUUAAACAGUUCAAAUAAAUUAAAAUUAAUAAUUCAUUUAACAAAAUAAAAUACAAUGACCUCAACAUGGAUACGAAAUAAAGUCAUACUAAUGUUUAGUAGAAUUCCCAUGAAGCGGUCAACAAUAAGUGGACAAUUUGUGUUGAGUAUUUAAUUAUUUUUUUUCUAUUUCCCAAGUUUAAUUUGUAAAUAAGGUUAAAUUUAUAACAAUACAGAAAAUUCAGCCACUUCUUUAAUAAAAAAAAAAAAAACUCAUUAAGAAAAAAGUUAUCAAGUUUGGAAUUUUUUAAAAUGACAAUUUUUGUUGAAUAUUUAAUUAUUUUUUUUCUAUUUCCCAAAUUUAAUUUGUAAAUAAAGUUAAAUUUAAAACAAUACAGAAAAUUCAGGCACUUCUUUAAUAAAAAAAAAAAAAACUCAUUAAGAAAAAAGUUAUCAAGUUUGGAAUUUUUUAAAAAGAUUUUAAAAAUUAAUACUUAUCCACCCCCGCCCCCUAAAAAAAUAAAAUAAAAAAACAACAACAAAGAAAACAACAAAGAAAACAACAACCUAACCCAGUGGGUCUCAACCUUCCUAGUGCCGCGACCCAUCAAUACAGUUCCUCAUGUUGUGGUGACUCCCCAACCAUAAACAUUAUUUUUGUCGCUACUUCAUAAAUGUGUGUUUUCCGAUGUUCUUAGGCGACCCUUGUGUAAGGGUCAUUCCAUCCCCUAAAAGUGUCCUGAUAACAAGAGCAAACAAAAAAAAACACAUAGACAAUAGAUUAUAAAAAUAAAUAAGCGACAUCAAUAAUGAGGUAAAAAUCCUUCCAAUUAAUUGAAUUCCAGGAACCCGCCGUUCUCAACUCAGAUGCCAAGCGGGAAUUCCCAGAACGGCGUCAGCCACCGCUCGUCCCAAGUCUAUGACGUCAGUGUUCCAAUGACGAAAGUCGGAGUCGAGAACACGGCCUACGAGAAUGAGAAACCCGAGAAGCCCAUCGACCUUGACACGGAUGACCACCCGGGGCCGGCUGACGACGCUCCUGUCAGCUACGACCCCCGGAAACCCCCGCUGGCGUACUGCUCGUUCGUGGUGAAGCACUAUAAGUUAGCAUUUUGUAAGUUUAGAAACUUUCUCAGUUUUUUCUCUGCACCUGUCAUAUAUGAUCUUACAUCAAAAAGUUAUAAUAUGAUGAUGAGAAGAAUUUAACAACAUAUCUAUAACACAUAUUAAUUUAUUUCAUUAUGUUUUUUUUUUAAAGCGAUCGAAUUCGUAUUUGAGCUUAGCCCCCUAUGUCCGUUUUGCAGAAGAGAGAUUUAAUCUUCAUGAGAAAAAUUAGAAGCUUUUAAUUUUUUAUUAAUAAUGAAUAAAUUAAUAUAAUCUUCCCAGACUUUACUAUUGGUUAAUGUUAUUAAAUGCAACAAUUUACCAUUGAUCUAUUUCCCCAUCCCCAACCCCGACAAACAUCUUAUCAUAAAAUAGUUCUGACGCUUGGCGGACAUCUGUUAUUUUUAAUCCUCUCCGGAAUAUUGGUGGCGGCAGGAUACAACCUGUUCCCUACAGAUUUUGAAGGGGUGAGUUCAAUUCGUCAAAAAAACUGUUGUUUUUUUUUUUAAAUUUUUUACACUUUAAGUUUGAUUUGCAAUAGCAAUAUAUAAAUAUAUAAAUGUUAACGUGACAAAAAAAAAAUUAUAAUAGAUAACAAGGCGGAUGAACAUGAGAAUAUGUGUGUGUGUGUGUGAAUGAAUGCGUGUGUGCAUAUGUGCACUAUUUCUUUAUUGCACAAACACAAUGUGCACUAUUUCUUUAUGGCGCAGGUUCCUCUCAAUAUGAACAAAGACCCAACCUUUCUAAGGGAACUAGCUUGGAAUUACAGAGAUGAAGACGAGUAAGUACCGACUAAUAGAUUUUACGGUUAAAAUAUUUUUUUUUAAAUUGUUGUUGAAAAAAGUACUUGAUUACUAUAGUCUAAGAUGUUAUUUUUGACACGAUAACAAACGCAUAAGGGGAUUGACAGAGACAUCGAAUGACGUCGUCACAUUGUUUUGAAUAUAGUCCCCAUUCUCACGGGAAAUAUGGGAACAUUGGUUUUAAUUCCCUUUCGCUGUUCUUUCAGUGCAUGCAUCAGUCCUCUAAAUUAUAUUUUGGCAGAGGCGUAGCGAGGGGGGGUGCAGGGGGGACAGAUGUCCCCGGGCGCCAGUUAGUUAGGGGCUUUGAUAUUAUUUUAUUGCUGAAAAUAAUGGGUUUGAGAGUUAAAAAAAAAGAGAAGGGGCGCUAAAAAUGGAUCUUGUCCCCGGGCGCGAAUCUUGUCCCCGGGUGCCAAACACCCUCUCUACGCCGCUGUAUUUUGGUAAAAUAAAAAUAGGUCAAUGUCGUGUUCCAGUGCACUUACACAUCAAAUACAAUACUGUAUAUGCCUGGUCUGGAUGAAAAUAAUUAAAAAAAACUAUUGAUCUGUAUCUAUCUAACUCAUCAUUCUUAUUUAAAUUCUUUGAAAAACUAGUUCUAAGACAAGUUUUUGCUUACUUAAACGACCACUCUCUUCUCAGUCCUAAUGAGUCGGCCUAUAGACCUUUCCAUAGCACUGAGACAGCUCUCUUGAGAGUCGCCAAUGACCUCUUGCUCUUAUUGGACAGCGGUGAUAUCUCCAUCCUGAUCCUCUUAGACCUCAGUGCGUUCUUUGACACUGUUGACCUAGAAGCCUUUUACAAAACCCUUGAAAAUUAAUUUGGAAUUUCGGGAUCAGUUUUGGCUUGGUUUAGGUCCUAUCUCUCCGAUAGAACGCAGGCAGUCGCUAUCGAUGGCUGUCUCUCCGGCAGUGCUAACUUAGUGUACGGAGUGCCACAGGGAUCCGUUUUGAGUCCGGUUCUAUUCACAAUGUAUACGAGGCCACUGCUCCUUUUGCUCGGGAGACAUGCUGUGGAGAGCCAGUCAUUCGCGGAUGACACGCAGCUAUACAGGCAUAACCAUUCCUCUCUUGUCGAUUCCGUUGUCCGGACGGUGCGUGAGAGCAUUGGUGAUGUCAAGCCAUGGAUGACACUCAGCAAGUUGAAAGCUUAACGAUGACAAAACGGAAGCACUCCUUAUUAACGAUCACAAAUCAUCCCCUAACUCAGCUCUCCCCUCUUUAUUUCAUGUAGGUCACUCCGACAUACAGUUUACACCCUCUGCUAGGAAUCUUGGUUAUAUUCUGUCUAACAACAUGUCUCUCCAUAAUCACAUCCCUCACAUUUGUCGCUCUGCAUACACCGCUAUUCUCUCUGUCUAUUCACCCCUUCGACAGCUUCGUUCCUCCGCAGGCGCGCGUAUUCGUUCUGUCCCCAAGACUCGCACAAAAACAUACGGUGAACGAUCGUUCUCUUACUGUGCCCCCCAAACAAUGGAAUUCUGUUUCACUACACAUCCGCAAUAUACCGAACAUCACAGCCUUCAAAACUGCACCCCAAACACAUCUCUUUAAACUCUACUAUCCUGACUGAUUCCCCCCACCCCACCCCACAAUGAUCGAUAAACAAUGCUGCUGGGUAGCCGUCCAUGGCUUGACAUGUAAAAAGUUCUCGAACGUGUAGAAUGAAUAUACCUUUUUUUCGGAGGGUUGGGGAGGGGGGGGUAUUUAGACUAAUUAAUGUUUAUUAAAUUUUUAAGUUCAUGAUUAUGUUUAUUAAAUGUAUGUACAGCGUGGUGAGCCCAGCUCUAGGCUGGGGUACCGCGCUAUAUAAAACCACCACUAAUUUAAAAAAAAAUAAAAUAAAAAUGUAUGGAUUUAGGGUCUAAUCUCUAAAUGUCUAUUAUGCUCACUAUAAAUAUUAAUAAUCUCUAACGAAAAGUGAUUAUAACUCUAAUCGUGCCAUCUUAUAGAAUGUUCUAACCGUAUAUCUUAAAUAGCUGGACUACCGAAAUCAAUUUUAACCGAGUUACGCCUCAUUUGUUUGUGUUGAAACAUUUCUAAGCAUUCCAGCGUGGAAACUGUUAAAAUGAAUGUGUGUCACGUGAUACACGACGACUGCCUUCCAAAAAGGUUCCUGGUCUAGUGGCGGGGUGAGGAAUAAAAAGGAAAAGAGGAGGGGGGUGGUAGGGGGAUCAAGCGUAUGGAUUUUUAGCAUGAAAACUCAUACACCUCUAUACACCUUCUGGCGAUAAGCUAGUACAUGUGCACUCAGAUUUCUCUUCUAGCAAGCUAACUUCGGUGAUGCAGUCAUUUGUGAGUGAUGAUGAUAUUCAUACACGUUUAGCGAGUCCAAAUUCGCGCAGCAGUGACAGCGGUGAACGACGCAGUCUGUCAAAACUAAGCCACAGCAGCUCGGGAAAAUUAGAGUUGUUAUUAUUUGUAGGACUUGAAAUUUUUGAGAAAAAAAAUGAAAAUAAAAAAUAAAAAGAUAUUGGUGAAAGAUUGAGAUAUUUUCUCAUCAUUCUAUGUACCUUUUUUAACACAUGAAUAUUACGUUCCUAAACUUCCUACAAUUGGUUUGUUUCCCAAGUGGCGUUCAAGAUAUAAUAACCCAUGGAAAUAUUUGAACUAUGUGCUCUUUUAGGGUGUGUGUCCAAUAUUUCGGAUAACAGUGACCUCUUAUCAAAGACCGCAUUGCAUCAGCUUAUCACGUUGUUUGGCCUUACACGAUUAUUUUCUUUAGCAAUUGGUUAACACAGAGGUUCUCAAUCAGUGAAACGGUGGUGAUGAAAUACGUAUCCGGAGAUUUGAUUGAAAGAAAUUUCUUCGACGGAAAAUUGCUCACGGAAAUUUGAUCGAACGGAAAGUUGGUCGAAUCUUUUUUAAGUUCACACGUUAAAAUUUUGAGUCAAAUUUCUUUUUUGAAUUCAUUUUUUUGUUUUAAUAUAUAAUAUAGUGCUUUGAAAAAGAAAUUUGAAAAAAAUUUACCGUGUGAACUGAAAAAAUGAUUCGGCCAAAUUUCUGUUCCAUCAAAUUUCCGUCGAUUAAUUUUUCCGUCGACGAAAUUUCUUUCAACUAAAUUUCCGGUAACCGAUGAAAUAUACUCAUAUAACAAUGGUCCGUGUCCGAUUGGAAUAUUAACGGGUCAACAUGGCGCAGUAUUUAUUUCUUAUACUUAUUUCUGCUCAAUAUCCAUUCAAGUACAAUGGUUAUGAAUAAGUUGGCGCAUAAGUUUGAAGAAUAUUUUGUAAACAUUGGGAUUUAAAUAAUAAUAAUUUAAAAAUGUUUGAUUUCACAUUUUUAAGGCAGCGAUUUCAACGCAGUUAAUUAUAUUGCAAUUUAAAAAAAAAUUAAUCAUAUUGUAUGUCCAGCGACAUUUAUGCUAGUAACUUCACUCAGAGGCGAAUUAAUGUUAUACAUUUCUUUGUUUUAUAUAAUAUAUAUAUAUAUAUAUAUAUAUAUAUAUAUAUAUAUAUAUAUAUACGAUGACAUAAAGAAAUUUAGAAAGUUUAUAUUUACAAUGACAAAUCAGAUAUAAUAACUUAAUUUAAUUUAAUUUUUUUAAAGGCACGGAGUUGACACUGUUGUAUAAAUAUUCUCGAAGUUUUUUUUGUUUAGCAAAGAGCGGAAUGUCAGAGUUUUGUUGUACUCUGUUGAACCAGUUGUUGUUGGCCGAGUUCAGUCGCUUGAUUGGAAAUGUUGACAAGACAAUGCCCUCAAGAAUUCAAACAUUCUCGCGAUGAUGUCGUGUCACCCUGAUGUCUAACGUUAGACAUCUUCCGUACACGACAAUGUCUCAUUUAUGUCUGCAAACGGGCUUCUCAGCUAUUCGAUAUGAUUGUUUUUCUUGUUUUUUUUGUUUUUUUUAAUUCUAAUGUAACGCAUAGUGGACCACCUAUAAAAAUUAAAAGCGCAUAUCUUUGUGUACGUGGAGGUCGAAUUGAUUAAGUUGGUCGAAUAUUCCUGGAAUGUACAAUUUCAUGAUCAUUAAAGUGACGUGUUUCACAAAGCUCUGGAUCGAUCAGGGCUGGAUUCAUAAAAGGAGACGGGGCAAGACGUCACUGCAUUACCAGGCAGCGUGUGACAAAAAGCAUGGUUCAUGGGGGGGGGGGGGGUGGUGAAGUCUAUUCUUGCACAAAGUCUUUGACUAUGAGAUUACUGGCUGUACAUGCCUCAACUAAUUUGAAACUUUUAGAGCGCAUAUAUUGAAUUGACAUUCAUUCAGAUAUCUCUAUAUUUAUUUAUAAGUAAUAAAAAUGGAAUUCAUCCCUGCAAAAUUAAUGUACAAGUUAUAUAGAUUGAAGGAAAGAAUCUCAGCCAGAAACAGGGCAUUCUUCAGUAGUCAGAAAAUAUUGAAAAGUAAAACAUGACACGAAAAACAAUGAAACUGUAAUCAGGCCAACUGCGACAUACGCAAGUGAAACGUGAACCCUAAUAAAAAGGACUAAAAACCUAUCAAACACAUGGGAGAGAAAAGUGCUCCGGAAAAUAUAUGGACCAACAAAGGGUGAAUAUGGAAGUGAAUACGAACCAACCAGGUACUGUACACUGUACAGUCUAUACCAGAAUCCCACGAUAGUAGCAGAAAUUUUAAAAAAAGAGAGGGGCUACGCAGGGCAGGAUGCCAAAUGACAGAGGAGUGACACCAAAUAGAAAUGUUUUCACUUCCUUAUCUACAACUUGAUCGCAGCCUCUCUGUGUCUCCCCCCCUCUCUCUCUCCCUCUCUCCCUCUCUAUCUCUAUUAUGUCCCAUUCGCCUAAUCAAUAGAACUUGACGUUAAAAGGGACAGUAACAAACACAAUCAGAUGUAAGAGGGGAGCAAUCAUAAAAACGCGGUGCUCAUCGUUUUAUGUGAUCCAAAAUAAAGAAAAACAACAACUGCUCUUACAAUUCCAGACUGACGUCAUUAGUUGUAUCGAUUCUACGUCUGCCACGGCGACCAUUUGCAUCUGUCGUCAUUUAACCUCUGCACUUCCUACACUGAAGAGAUCAACUGAACAAGAUUGAGUGUUUUAGUUGUUUUUUUUUAAAUGCCCUUUGCUGGCUCUGCUUUGUUGGCUCUGCCUUGCUGGCUCUCCUUUGCUGGCUCUGCCUUGCUGGCUCUGCUUAGCAGGCUCGUGUCAAAUAUUUUACCAUGAGUUGUCCGACUCUAAGUAUUAUCUGGUAGAUGGCGCUGCUGGGAUAAGAUUGAGAUAUGAGAACGGGACUGCUUUUUUUUUCCUCUCCCUUUACAGGAAGCCAAACAUGGAUAACAAAAUUUAAAAAAAAGUAGCUAAAUGUUCAAAGAACUAAAAAUUAUCUAAGAAACAAACACAUAAAAUAAAAUAGUGAUUUUUUUUAAAUUUGCCAAACAGUUGAUUGCGUCUGCUACGAGGAUUUUAAACACGGACUAAAAAUAUUCCCGAGUUGUAAGCACUUUACAAUAGCAUCACAUUUUCAUAUACAAUAUGUCACAGAAGCUGUUGUUACGGAGGAAGGCUCCGGUCCUGACUUAUCACAAACUGUAUCGAUUUAGAAGCGGUCAGUACAGGACCACUCCUCUCUGUGAUUUAUAUGUUGAGUAGCUACGCGCUGGGACAGACAAACCACUUCCGUUCGAUCAAAUUUACGUUCGAUCAAAUUUCCGUCGAUCAAUUUUCCGUCGAUCAAUUUUCCGUCAAUCAAUUUUCCGUCGAGGAAAUUUCUUUCCAACACAUUCCCGGUAACAUUUCCAAACGAUCAACACCAUUUCCUUUGCAGGUCUUUACUAAAGGUCAACACUAGCGCGGAAGUGGUCGGACCUAGGACCAAGAACGGCGACGUGCUCCAGGUGUUCUAUCAGGCCGAUAACGUCCUGACCAAGAGCCGUCUGCAGGCCAUACACGACUUUGAGACGGAGCUCACCCACAAACCCGAGUGGCCAAAGUUUUGUAAGCAGGAUAUCAACAACCUGGGGGCGGGCUGCUCCAAGCCUUCCUCGCUAAUACGGUGGGUGUUCAUUGGCGUGUAACCAUUUACGGUGGGUGUUCAUUGGUGUGUAACCAUUUAUGGUGGGUGUUUUUCUUUUAUGUGUAACCUUAAAUGGUGGGAAUUCAAUGGUGUGUAACCAUAUAUGAUAGAUGUUUACUUGUGAUUAACCAUAUCUGAUGGGUGUUCAUUUCUUUGUAGCCAUAUAUGGUGGGUGUUCAUUUGUUUUUAACCAUAUAUGGUGGGUGUUCAUUUGUUUGUAACCAUAUUGGGUUAAGUAAAAAUGUAAAAUAAUUCAAGUGCCAGAGCCACUUUCUCAGAAGCACGCAAGCGUUUUCCUCGGAGCAGAAUAAAAAAACAUACAAAAUCAGGCGCAAGUUAUAUUUUUCAGGCGCAGUGGCUACCUCAGUGCUACCACAGUGGCUACCGGGCGCCAUGCUGUUGUCUGGUUCUGAUCAUUCUAACAUAUAAAUUACACACUUGAUGCUCUUAAACCUUUUCCCACCCGAUGUAACGCCUCUGAUAUUUCUACAAGGGAAACAUUUUAAACAUUUAUUGUUUAAUGAAGUGCAUCAGUCAAGAUGUAUGGGAAGUUUGGUUUUUGAGGGGGCAUUUGCUAAUAUCUUUCAAAUAUUAUUUUAUUACAGUCACAGUUCUGUUUCAAGUUUAAUUUUAUUACACAUUUUUGUGGCUACAUUCUCACCAAGGCUUAAUUUCCCAACAUUUCACAAAUAUAUGAUAAUGUUUGUGUUCUGUUUCGUGUACAGAUUUUUUGAUGGCAGUCUUCUCCCGUCAAUGAAGGAUAUGACGUUCUCUAAUAUAUCAGGAGUCUUGUACGUUGUGUCUCAGCAGCCUAAACUGAAACCAAUACUGGAGGCUUUGGUCGGAAAUGACGCGACUAUAACACAAACAGGUUUGCAGUUUGCUGUUGCUGCUGUUAUCUUCAACCCCUCUUUAAAAUAAUCAUAAUUUUAUAGUUUUAAAAAUAUAGGAUAACUAGCUCCCAAAGCAACACAAUCAAACUCAGUAACACACAGACAGCCACACACACAAUCAGACAAUCAUACACAAAGACAGCCACACACACACUCAAUCAGACAGCCACACACAUAGACAGCCACAUAGACAAUCAGACAGCCAGACAGCCACGCUUUUUCAGACUGCCACACAGUCAUACAGUCACACACAAUCAAGAAAUCCACACAGUCAUGUAUAUACAGCCACACAGACAACCAAUACAGUCACGCACAUACAACCGCACAGUCGGCCACCCAAACAGUCACAGUUAGUUAGACAACCACAUAGUCACCCAGCUACAGACAGGCAGCCACAUACAGUCACGCACAUACAGCCACAUAGUCACCCAGCUACAGACAGGCAGCCACGCAGUCAGACACAUAAAGCCACACACUUAUGCAGCCACAUACGGUCAUGCACAUACAGCCACACAGUCAGGCAGCCACACAGUCAAGCAGCAGUCACGCACAUACAGCCACACAAUCGCCCACCAACACAGUCACAGUUAGUUAGACAACCACAUAGUUACCCAGCUACAGUCAGGCAGCCACAUACAGUCACGCACAUACAGCCACAGUCAGGCAGCAACACAGGCAGCCACACAGUCAGGCGGCCACAUACAGCCACACAGUCAGGCAGCCACAUACAGCCACACAGUCGCUCUAACAGGCUGAAGGCAAUCAACCACAAAACAACAGACUUACAACCACACGUCAUGGCAUCCACCUAAUCAAAUACAGCCACACAGACGACACACUACAGCUGAUUCAGUACAUGGAAUUUGUUGUUGUUUUUUCUUCCCCAGAGGUUGUCACGACAGUGUCAAGGAGUUUGUUCUUUACUGGCACGCCUCUGGAAGGUUAUGACCUUACCACAGAUUCGGUCAAGGACCAGCUGGAAAUAAUACAAGAUUUCAUGGUAAAUUUAAAAACAAGACUUUAUGAUAUAUUUUAAUUAAAAAUAAGACUUUGAUAAUAAAAUACAGAAUGCGAAUCGAUACUUUUUUGUUGUGUAUUUAAUAUUUUAAGUGUAAAUAUUUACACAUUUAACAUUAGUUUACCAUAUAUUUUAACGUAGGGAACGAAUUGCUUGAAGAGUCUCACAGCCAGAAUUGGUCUUCGUGGAAUCAUCCAUCACCUCUUAAAAUUUGACAUUCGAACACAAAGCAAGCAGUUGCACUGUCAGACAGCCACACACUUUCAAACAGCCACACACCGUCAGACAGUCACACACUGUCAGACAGCCACACACUGUCAGACAGCCACACACUGUCAGUCAGCCACACACUGUCAGACAGCCACACACUGUCAGACAGCCACACACUGUCAGACAGUAACACACUGUCAGACAGCCACACACUUACUUUCAAACAGCCAAACACCGUCAGACACUCACACACUGUCAGACAGCCACACACUGUCAGACAGCCACACACAGUCAGUCAGCCACACACUGUCAGACAGCCACACACUGUCAGACAGCCACACACUGUCAGACAGUAACACACUGUCAGACAGCCACACACUGUCAGACAGCCACACACUGUCAGACAGCCACACACUGUCAGACAGCCACACCACAGUCACACACUGGUCAGACAGCCAUACCUUAUCAGACAGUCAACACUGUCAGACAGUCAACACUGUCAGACAGCCACACCUUAUCAGACAGUCACACACUGACAUGCACAUACAGCCACACAGUCACAAAGUUGCCCGUAUGUUAUUUUUCAGGUGGACAACUUCCGUGGCACUCUCUACUCUUUGCUGGAUGACGGGCUGGACGGUAUGACCGUCAACUUCCAGUCUAGGCAGGUAAUUCAUGUGUAGGAGUGCGGUACUGCCACUGCGGUGACCAGAUGCAUUUAUUACUCUGUCAUCUGACCACUGGGUGACAUUCAGGAAAAUUUUAACCUUGGGACAGCCACACUCAUCAGUUUACUUAAAACUUUACAAAGUGGUAGAGUGUGGCUAAACGUUUUGGGUUGGAGGUUAAGAAAGGAUUAUUGACCUUAACCAGGUAGAAGCUAUGGAAAACAAGCUUUAAACUGAAGCAGUACUUUUAGCUGAGGUGUAAUGGUGGGGCUAAAAAUCAAUACCAAAAUAAAUUUAUUCUGAUUUUGAAAAACGUUGGUACAUUCCCCCUUGCCAGUUGGCCUUAGAAGUUGUAAACAAAUAAAAAUACCAGAUUUUCAAUUUAAAAAGAUAAUAAUUGUGUUAUAUAGAAAGAUAGAGAAGAUCCCCCGGGUCGUUUGUGCCAUCGAGGUGACCUCAUGUGGCUGUAACAUUGGGUCGCUUUAAAGAUCCAGAUGUCAUAUCUAAUAACAAUGUUGACAUCAAUUGUCACCAACAUGUGACCUGCCGGACAUGAUGUUGAUCAUUCAUUCUGGUCUGAUAUUACUCUCUUAUGACCCCGGCUAGUAAAUUGGCUACCAGCUCCAUCUGCUGAGCUGAGCCAUACAACAUUGUCCUCACGUAGGACACUCCAUCCGCCCUGGCCUCCCCCGGGACAUCUAGUGAGGGACGACAUUCGGUCAACAGAUGCGCUAGUGUCUCCGGGACCAGGCUGCAAUGCCGGCAGGUAGGGUCCCUGUUGUUAUACAGCCAUCAGAAGUAUCUGCCUAUGGGGAAUUGCUCAGUGCGCAUCUGUGUCACUAAACUCUGCUGUCUGCGGCCUAACCCCAACCAUGGGUCUUGUUUGCUAAGAGUAUAGGCACAUUUGAAAAGACGCCUCUGGCCAAUGGACUGUGCCACUUCGUCCUAAAGUGGUCCGCCAGCCAGUUACUUAUUCCCAAAUAAGUUAUUGGUACUCCUGGCUUAGGCUGGGCAGCACAGGUUUUCGCCAGUGUCCGCUUUCUCAUUGCCACUGACGUUGAUGUGACCUGGAAUCCAUUUUUCUGUCACCUUGCAUCGUAGUUCACCGAUUUUGCACUCGUCAUCAAUGAUGACGUCAACUAGGUGCGUGGCACCUGCUCUCUUCCCCAAGAUCUCGAGAGCAGAUCUUGAGUCGGAGUAGAUGAUCACAUCGAGCCCCGCAAGCCCCGCACCUUCCAACGUGUGACACACUCUCUCCAAGGCCAUUAUCAUUCAUACUAUAUUUGUGUUUAGAUCAGUUUACAACAAAUAACCAAUGAAUUAUCUCUAUCUAAACUGAUUCCUUAAACGUUUUCCCCCUGGCAGCUACUGAUCCAUGACAUCUUCCAGCAAGUCAUCUUUGAUCUCCUCCUCGCCGUGGGAUCUUUCCUCUUCAUUUUCAUCUUUAUGCUGCUCCAGACGAGUUCGCUGUUCUUGACCUCGUUUUCAAUCUUCAGCAUACUGACCAGCUUCUUGGGGACCAACCUGGUGUACAGGGUGGUGCUAGAUUACAGGUAGGUUUAUAGUGAUGGUGCUAGAUUGCAGGUAGGUUUAUAGGAGUGGUGAAAGAUUACAGGUAGGCUUAAAGGGGUGUCGCUAAAUACAGAUUACAGGAAGGUAAAUAGUUAUGUGCUAGAUGACAUGUAGGUCUAAAGAAUGACACUAUAUUUCAUGUAUUUUUAUAGUGGUUGUGCUUUAUUACAGAUAGGUUUAUAGUGUAUUUUUAGAUUACAUGUAGAAUUAUAGCGUGGUUCCAGAUUACAGGGAGGUAUAUAGAAUGGGUCUAGAAUGUAGCUGGCGGCAGAGAGAAAGAGUUUGAUAACGGGCAGGAUUGCAUUGGUUCAGAGUUCAAAGUUAAGGGCAGGUCGAGCUGUAGAACAAGUUAGCUGAUAUUGCUACAGUGUUCGAUGUUGAUUAGAUCGGUUUAAAAAUGAAAAUUUAGCUUUAAAAUAUCACCCUGGAUUAUGUGUAUUUUUAAGUCGGCUGAUAUACUCUCCUGUUUUCUUCAGGACGUAAAUAUCUUCAUGGAUAGAGUUGCGUUAACUUGUUCUUAGAUUAGGUCAACUCACACCCCAGUCAGCUAAAAGUCAGAAAAGUGACUCGACUUCACUCGGCAAUAGGCAGGUUUAGAUCUAACUAUUGGGGACGAAACGUGGUUUAGCAAACCGACUUGAAUUGUAUCGUUAACAUCGUUUAUUCAUUGUAUCACCUAACAUCGUUUAUUCAUUGUAUCACCUAACAUCGUUUAUUCAUUGUAUCGCCUAACAUUGUUUAUUCAUGGUAUCGCCUAACAUAGUUUAUUCAUUUCAUCGCCUAACAUUGUUUAUUCAUUGUAUCGCCUACCAUGGUUUAUUCAUUGUAUCGCCUAACAUGGUUUAUUCAUUGUAUUGCCUAACAUUGUUUAUUCAAUGUAUCGCCUAACAUGGUUUAUUCAUUGCAUCGCUUAACAUGGUUUAUUCAUUGUAACGCCUAACAUUGUUUAUUAAUCUUACAUCUUGACAGAUAUUUCGGCAUCUUUCACGUCCUGUCUAUAUUCAUCAUUCUGGGCAUUGGUGCUGACAACAUCUUCGUCUUCAACGACACCUGGCGUGCAACCGCCCACGAGAGACACACCAGCCUGGAGGAGAGGUUAAGGUCAGCGAGGGCUUCCGUGAAAACUGUUAUGUUAUUGGCCGUCGGAGAAAUGGGCCCACUUUGCAUUUUCUAACAACAUAUCGAUCAUUACAAAAAUAAACAUAUUGGAUUAAGAACUACUUGGCUUUGAUGGCUAGAAUGAGACUUAAUAAGAUAUUUAAGAACUACUUGGCUUUGAUGGCUAGAAUGAGACUUAAUAAGACAUUUAAGAACUACUAGGCUUUGAUGGCUAGAAUGAGACUUAAUAAGAUAUUUAAGAACUACUUGGCUUUGAUGGCUAGAAAGAGACUUAAUAACAUACUUAGGAAAUACUAGGCUUUGAUGGCUUGUGUGAGACUUUAUUACAAGAUACAGUGACGAUAAGGAAUCCAAUAUUUAUAACUACAAAAAGUGUAAACAUAUUACCAUGUUCUUGGUAGCGGAUUUUGCUUCGGUUGGAAACUGGAUUGUAAACAGUGGGCUUCAAACUUUAAAUAAGUGGAUAUUACCUUACGGUUGAAUUUGAAAAUCAGUGUUAGGUUUAGGGUAAUUAUUAGGGCAUAGAUUUAAUUUUAGGGUUAUGUUUAAUGUUAGGGCUAGGUUUAAUGUUGAGGUUAGGAUUAAUGUUAGGGUUAGGUUUAAUGUUAGGGCUAGGUUUAAUGUUAGGGCUAGGUUUAAUUUGAGGGCUAGGUUUAAUGUGAGAGUUAGGUUUAAUUUCAGGGCUAGGUUUAAUGUUAGGGUUAGGUUUAAUUUCAGGGCAAAAUUUAAUGUUAGGGUUAGGUUUAGUUUCAGGGCUAGGUUUAAUGUUAGGGUUAGGUUUCAUGUUAGGGUUAGGUUUAAUUUUAGGGCAAGGUUUAAUGUUAGUGUUAGGUUUAAUGUUAGGGUUAGGUUUAACGUUAGGACUAGGUUUAAUGUUAGUGUUAGGUUUAAUUUUAGGGUUAGGUUUAAUGUUAGGGCUAGGUUUAAUGUUAGGUUUAGGUUUAAUUUUAGGGUUAGGUUUAAUGUUAGGGUUAGGUUUAAUGUUAGGGUUAGGUUUAAUGGUAGGGCUAGGUUUAAUUUAAGGGCUAGGUUUAAUGUUAGGGUUAGGUUUUAUGUUAGGGUUAUUUUAAUUUUAGGGUUAGGUUUAAUGUUAGGGUUAGGUUUAAUGUUAGGGCUAGGUUUAAUGUUAGUGUUAGGUUUAAUUUUAGGGUUAGGUUUAAUGUUAGGGCUAGGUUUAAUGUUAGGUUUAGGUUUAAUUUUAGGGUUAGGUUUAAUGUUAGGGUUAGGUUUAAUGUUAGGGUUAGGUUUAAUGGUAGGGCUAGGUUUAAUUUAAGGGCUAGGUUUAAUGUUAGGGUUAGGUUUUAUGUUAGGGUUAUUUUAAUUUUAGGGUUAGGUUUAAUGUUAGGGUUAGGUUUAAUGUUAGGGCUAGGUUUAAUGUUAGUGUUAGGUUUAAUUUUAGGGUUAGGUUUAAUGUUAGGGCUAGGUUUAAUGUUAGGUUUAGGUUUAAUUUUAGGGUUAGGUUUAAUGUUAGGGUUAGGUUUAAUGUUAGGGUUAGGUUUAAUGUUAGGGUUAGGUUUAAUGUUAGGGUUAGGUUUAAUUUUAGAGCUAGGUUUAAUUUUAGGGUUAGGUUUAAUGUUAGGGUUAGGUUUAAUUUUACGGUUAGGUUUAUUGUUAGGGUUAGGUUUAAUGUUAGGGCUAGGUUAAAUGUUAGUGUGAGUAUUAGUUUUAGGGUUAGUGUUAUCUUAGUGUUAGGAUGAUUUAUUCCGUUUAAAUAUUCUAUGGCCUAAUUAUUUUUUUAAAAAUAAUUUAUUAUUUCUUUCCUCUUAGAGACAUGACAAAAUUUUCUGAUGACCUCUACCAUAAAAAUAACUUUACCGUUUGGGAUUUUACAAUCUUCCAACUCACCUGCAAUACAUAUUUUAAUUUUUUAAAAUUUUGUUUACAUUUUUUCGUUCUUUUUCAGUUCAUGUUACCGCAGAGCUUCCAAGUCAAUGAUGAUCACGUCACUGACCACGUUUGUGGCGUUCGUGUCCAACGCCUUCUCCCCUCUCCUCGCCGUCAGCUCGUUCGGUGUCUUCUCUUCCGUCCUCGUGGUCUUCAACUUCUUCUCCGCCAUCAUCUUCUUCCCGACGUGCGUCAUCCUUCACCACAAAGUAGGUCAUUGCCUCGUUUGGAUAUCUCAAUAAAUAUGUUGCCUAUCCUAAAACAAAGAUGGAACUCAGUUACUGACAGAUAGUGCUAUAAUGCCACGUAGGCACACAAGUGCCGCCCUCGGGAUAGACAAGGGGCUUUCAUAAGGCGUAGAGUAAAGAGGGAGGCAAAUUCGGUACUAACCCGAAAUGAAAGCGUGGCGCGAGAGCCGACGAUUGGACCUGAAGGUCGUCGCUCUCAAGGCCGAGAACUAGCUGCCUGACGUAGGCCUACUUUUAAGUUGUUCCACGGUGUACAAAUAAUAUUUUAAAAAAUCCCAGAUUUACGUUAUAUACAUGAGUCCGCGUCAAUUAUAAAAGCUAUUGACUAGGUUGUAAAUCACUUUUCAGAACUGUUACAAUGGUACAACAUUUCAAUUGACGCGCGUGUGACUUGCGUGUGCCGUGUGACGUGUGACGUGUGUGUGACGCGCGUGUUACACCUAGAUCAUUAGUUUGUUUUUCAUUUAAAUUUCUAUGUUGUAUUAAAAGCGUGGACAUCCCAAAAACAGUGUUCUUUGCCAUCUUUGAACAAUUAAAAAAUACAUCUCCUUUUCCCUUAUCAAUUGACGGAGGAGCAACCAGGAUGAAAUAACAAUGCAAUCUUGAUUUCUUGGAUUGUUGUUUGCUGGGCAAACGUUUAAUCUUAAAAAAAUAAAACUGAUUAGGAAGAAGAAGGGAGAAAAAAUAAGCCGAAUCGAUAUUCUGAAACUUGGGCAAGGUCGAAUAGUAUUGAUUUUUACCAAUAAAAGUUGGGUUCUCAGGAACCAUGAUCAAGUUUCAAGGUCAUCAAAGUUUAGAUGCUAGGGACAAGCCGGAACGUGAUUAGUUUCUUAUGAGUAUGAGCAAAGAUGAAGAAGUUUCAUAUAGCAGGAAAUGAUGGUAUGAGCAAAGAUGAAGAAGGUUCAUAUAGCAGGAAAUGAUGGUAUGAGCAAAGAUGAAGAAGGUUCAUAUAGCAGGAAAUGAUGGUAUGAGCAAAGAUGAAGAAGUUUCAUAUAGCAGGAAAUGAUGGUAUGAGCAAAGAUGAAGAAGGUUCAUAUAGCAGGAAAUGAUGGUAUGAGCAAAGAUGAAGAAGUUUCAUAUAGCAGGAAAUGAUGGUAUGAGCAAAGAUGAAGAAGUUUCAUAUAGCAGGAAAUGAUGGUAUGAGCAAAGAUGAAGAAGGUUCAUAUAGCAGGAAAUGAUGGUAUGAGCAAAGAUGAAGAAGGUUCAUAUAGCAGGAAAUGAUGGUAUGAGCAAAGAUGAAGAAGUUUCAUAUAGCAGGAAAUGAUGGUAUGAGCAAAGAUGAAGAAGGUUCAUAUAGCAGGAAAUGAUGGUAUGAGCAAAGAUGAAGAAGGUUCAUAUAGCAGGAAAUGAUGGUAUGAGCAAAGAUGAAGAAGGUUCAUAUAGCAGGAAAUGAUGGUAUGAGCAAAGAUGAAGAAGGUUCAUAUAGCAGGAAAUGAUGGUAUGAGCAAAGAUGAAGAAGUUUCAUAUAGCAGGAAAUGAUGGUAUGAGCAAAGAUGAAGAAGGUUCAUAUAGCAGGAAAUGAUGGUAUGAGCAAAGAUGAAGAAGUUUCAUAUAGCAGGAAAUGAUGACCUCAGAGUUUCUAUAGUAAGUGGUGUGCCAAAAAUCUUAGUAACAUUGUGUAGCCAGACCGUGUAUAUACCUUUAUGAUGUGUAGACCAGCUAUUGGUGUAUGGGAUAAGGGAAGGGGGAGCUUGUGUAGACCAGCCAUUAUUGCAUGGGUGAUGGGGAGAGGGUAGCUGUGUAAACCAAAAAUUUUUGUAUGAUGUGUGGUGAAUGGGUGGGGGGUGGGGGGGGGAGCUCGAGGUGGUUUAAAUUUUACUUUAAAAACCUUUACUUUUCCCCACGGCCGAAAUUAGACAUAACAGCACACAAUAGAGCGGACUCUGGAUUUGUCACCUUCUACCCUGCCGUCAAAUAAUUAGAGAUUUGCAGUGGCGCAAACUCGUUAUUCCAUUUGUUGCCCUAUCCGAUGCGAGGCUGCACCAGUCACCAAUGCUUGUACUUUGUUUCAGUUUUGCGUUUCUUCAGAUUCCCCCCCCCCCCCCAAAAAAAAAAAAUAAAAAAAAAAAAAAAAAAAUACACAUACAUGGUCAAUAAAACAUUGUGAUAAAUAUGUCAUUGUCUUCAAGCAACCGCUGCAUCAUCCCCGAAAGCAGUGAUCUAAAACCUUCAUCCCUCACCCCACAAAAAUAAAUGUAUAUAUAUAUAUACCCGGUAUAUAAAAUAUAUACAUAUGUAUGUAUAUUAAAUAAAUAAAUUCAAAUUUCAAAUAAAAUUGAAAAGUUCACCUCAGUAAAAGACACAAUUUAAAAAAAAAUGUUAUGGUCUCAAAAUGUAACGUGUUUUUUUUCUUUUUUUUCUUUUUCUUUUAUGGACAAAUAUUAGACGUGUUAUGGAGCUUUAAAAUAAAUAAUCGAGUUGAGCAAUAAAAUAUACUGGAUACUUGUCAACCAUUACAUGAGUAAAUUUGAAAGCGUUCGAUAGAGAGACGGACAAAUUGGAAGAAUGGCAAAGGACCGAUCAUCGUGGCGUCGCUCUGUACACAAAGGCUCCACACAACAUGAAGCCAAAACAACAUUGGCUGCAGAGCACAAAUGACAUGUCGCUAGAGCCCCGGUUAACUCUGUACCUGGAGAUGUCCCAUCUAUCCCCUGCACUUACUGAACAGGAGCAUUUCGAGCCAAAAUCGGCCCUAUCGGCCAUCUGCACACUCACAGCCAAGUUCAAAAAUUGGCACAAAUCCUAUGAUUAACGUGGCCAUGGUUGAUUUCGACUGACGAACUUGAAUUGUGUAAACUGCAUACAUUUCUAUUAUAGUGCCUCUUGUGUAUUCAUCAUGUCUGAUGUAAAACAAAUUUGAUUUAGCCGAUUAUAAUAAUUUUCUAAUCAAUUUCACUAAACUUUAGGGGUUGGGUAAGGGUUUGGGUUAGGGUAAGGUUUUGGGUGAGGGUAAGGGUUUGGCUAAGGGUAAGAAUUUGGGUUAGGGUAUUGGGUUAGGGUAUUGGGUUAGGGUAUUGGGUUAGGGUAUUGGGUUAGGGUAUUGGGUUAGGGUAUUGGGUUAGGGUAUUGGGUUAGGGUAUUGGGUUAGGGUAUUGGGUUAGGGUAUUGGGUUAGGGUAUUGGGUUAGGGUAUUGGGUUAGGGUAUUGGGUUAGGGUAUUGGGUUAGGGUAUUGGGUUAGGGUAUUGGGUUAGGGUAUUGGGUUAGGGUAUUGGGUUAGGGUAUUGGGUUAGGGUAUUGGGUUAGGGUAUUGGGUUAGGGUAUUGGGUUAGGGUAUUGGGUUAGGGUAUUGGGUUAGGGUAUUGGGUUAGGGUAUUGGGUUAGGGUAUUGGGUUAGGGUAUUGGGUUAGGGUAUUGGGUUAGGGUAUUGGGUUAGGGUAUUGGGUUAGGGUAUUGGGUUAGGGUAUUGGGUUAGGGUAUUGGGUUAGGGUAUUGGGUUAGGGUAUUGGGUUAGGGUAUUGGGUUAGGGUAUNGGUUAGGGUAAGGGUUUGGGUUAGGGUAAGGGUUUGGGUUAGGGUAAUGGUUGGGGUUAGGGUAAGGGUUUGGGUAAGGGUAAGGGUUUGGGUUAGGGUAAGGGUUUGGGUUAGGGUAAGGGUUUGGGUUAGGGUAAGGGUUUUGGUUAGGGUAAGGGUUUGGGUUAGGGUAAGGGUUUGGGUUAGGGUAAAGGUUUGGGUUAGGUUAAGGGUUUGGGUUAGGUUAAGGGUUUGGGUUAGGGUAAGGGUUUGGGUUAUGGUACGGGUUUGGGUUAGGGUAAGGGUUUGAGUUAGGGUUUGUAUUAGGGUAAGGGUUUGGGUUAGGGUAAACGUUGGGAUAAGGGUUAUAGUAAGGGUUGAUGUCUAUAUUUACAUUUUUAAAACAUGACAGAAAUGGGAGACCUGGACUUGGCCUUGUUUCCGGGCGUGCAGCAACAGUCGCAUCUACCCAUGCGCCAAGAAAGACCAGAGCAAGACUGGACACAGGCCGAACAUGAUGGUGCGAUUCUUCAGGGGACCUUACCACCGGGCCGUCACCCACAAGUUUGGGAAGUGGGCAUUCAUCGGAUUCUGUGUCGUCAUCAUUGGAGCGUCUUUCUACUUCAUCUCCAAGAUAUCCACAUCGGAAAAACCUGUAAGUGAAAAUUAGACAGAAAGAAAGACAGACCCACGCACUCUCUCUCUCUUUCUCUCUCUCUUUCACACACACCCACACAUAAAGAAACAUAAACAGAGAGAGAGAGAGAGAAAGAGAGAGAGACAGAGUGACACAAUUUGUGCUGUUAAGAUAUUCUCAUCCUGUCAUCAUUGUAAUUGACACCUGAAAUAUCUUUUUUGCUUGAGAACUUAUCAGCUUCAUUUUCUAAGGCUAUUUCUUAUCCUCUAAGCCAGCCAAAAAAUCCCUUGCCUUACUUUCACAUAGCUUUCAUGAAAUUGCGGUCAUCCCUACGCAUGUGCUUAUAUUUUUAAGAGAAAACCUUUUAAAUUGGAAUAAAUAUUAAGUUUUAUGUGUCAAAAGCUGUUUAAUUUCUCUACAAAAAAUACGAGUGGGUAAAAAGAAAAAAAGUGCACUCCCCUUUGUCCUAGUUUUUUAAAAUAAUUUUGGAGUGGAGGUUAUCAGCUAGGGAUGAUUAAAAGAAUCCAAUAAAGUAGAGUCUCACUCGGAAUGAGAUGGAAGAUUGUUUAUUGAAACAAUCUCAGUAUCGAGUUUUGCGGAUAUGGUAACCUUAUUUUUGUUUGAAAUUUCAGACUCAGCUGUACAAGAAUGGAAACAAUUAUUAUGAGGCUGAUCAGAUCAACAACGGAGCUUUCAAAAAGAGUUUAGACGACAAAAAUGUUAAGGUAAUGUCUCUUAAGCUCUUCUGCGUGCGGCAGUAUGAAGUUCAUCACAUAUCCAUUCUCUUAAGCUCUUCUGCAUGAAGUACACCAUCUAUUCGUUUUUAUGAAAAUCUAAGGGCUGAUAUGAUGUUUGGUAGUAAAACCUUGAUCAAAUACGGGUUAGGGUGUGAUUGCCUCGAUGGUUUCAAACAAAUACUCACUUCAAUUCCGGGGCAACUUAACAAAUCCAAUAGAUCAUGGAAGCAACAUGCCUUAAUUCUGAGUAACCCAUUUGUGAGUUCAUAAUGAACAACUGCAUCUUAAAUCCUGAUACAACUUAAAUAUCCAUUUUCUCUGGUAAUAUUGUCUUGGUGUCAAUGACUCUUGUUUCAGGUUGUCAUAUUGUGUCUUGAUGUCAGUGACUCUUGUUUCAGGUUGUCAUAUAUUCACUUGAUGUCAGUGACUCUUGUUUUAGGUUUUCAUAUCGUGUCUUGAUGUCAAUGACUCUUGUUUCAGGUUGUCAUAUCGUGUCUUCAUGUCAAUGACUCUUGUUUCAGGUCGUCAUAUCGUGUCUUGAUGUCAAUGACUCUUGUUUCAGGUCGUCGUAUCGUGUCUUGAUGUCAAUGACUCUUGUUUCAGGUCGUCGUAUCGUGUCUUGAUGUCAAUGACUCUUGUUUCAGGUUGUCGUUUCGUUCGGACUCAAGGAACAAGACAUCGAGGACUGCCACAAAACUGAUUACAAAUGUAAAGGGACGACAGUGUGGGAUAACUCUUUUGACCUGAACCCUAAACCUUCUCAGUUAGCUCUAUUGGUAAGUCUCAGAGCAGAGACUUUUGUUACUAUUCUAUUAGCCCUUAGCUUAAGUAAUUGAUAUGUAUAUAUAUAAUUAUUGCCUCAUACUAUAUGCAUUUAGUGCAUAUUUUAUACCCUUACAUAUUUUAUUGUAAAGUUUGGUAUAUUUACAAUACAGUUUUUGCGUUCCAAUGUAAUAUUUGUUGUUAAAACCAACAAAUCAAUCGUGUAUCGAUUUUUUACCUGGCGUCGUUACAAUGUUGAUAAUUAACAUUUAAAAUAAUUCUGUGCUAAGUGAUUGUUUAUAUAUUGCCAACAUGUGUCUGAUAUUAUAACACAACAUUUGUAUAAUAUUAUAACACAACAUUUGUAUAAUAUUAUAGCACAACAUUUGUUUGAUAUUAUAACACAGCAUGUGUAUGAUAUUAUAACACACCAUAUGUAUAAUAUUAUAACACAACAUAUGUAUGAUAUUAUAACACAACAUAUGUAUGAUAUUAUAACACAAAAUUUGUAUGAUAUUAUAGCACAACAUAUGUAUGAUAUUAUAACACAACAUAUGUAUGAUAUCUAAACACAAAAUUUGUAUGAUAUUAUAACGCAACAUUUCGAUUAUAUUAAAACACAACAUCUGUAUGAUAUUAUAACACAACAUGUGUAUGAUAUUAUAACACAACAUUUGAUGGUUAUCACACCAUUUUGUUUCGCGUGUUUUACUAUCAGGAAAUGUGUGAAAGGAUUAGAAACACGCCUGAGAAUGAACUCCUUCACUUGAAGCGUGACCCGGUCACCAAUGAGGUUGACCUGGACUGUUUCAUCGCACACAUGAAUGAUUACAUGAAGGUGGGUCUCGGAGCGUUUCGUAGUAGACACAUAAAGUAAUAUAGGAACAAAGCCAAAUUGGUUGUGGUGGGUAGAAAGAAACCAACUUUAGCGUGGAGAUUCUUAAACUCACUAGACCAUUGGCACAGCUAGGAUUAAGGCCGCUCGGGGCGGGCCAAGAAUUUUUCCGCUCCCUGCCACGAAAAAAAAACAAUUAAAGUUGGCCGAAAAUGACGCCCCUCCAUAACAAAAAAAAGCCACCUGGGGCAACCUCCCCAUUCAGCCACUCCUCUUCCUACGCCCCUGAACAUUGCCCACGUUGGGCACUGCAGCUCUAGAAGACAAUUCAAUGGAUUUGACCUGAACUCCUUGGAGGGUAUGAGAAUUAAGGCCCAAUUUAUUUGUUCUUUGGCUUUGUCGUGUACAAACAGAGUGAUCCAAUAAUGUUUUUUACUAUUGAAAUUCAUCUACAAAACGCGUGAUAUUUCUGCUGCUGUUGUAAAGCUGAUUAUGUCUGUGUCUUACACUUCCAGAAAGAGGGUGACAAUAGCACACUGUACACGACACAUUUAGAUUUGUCGUUGCCGACCUCUGAGAUCAAGUACGUCGACUUCUUCAAGACACAUACUCAGCUGUACAACACUUCCAUGGUGGGCGAACGAUUCUACAGAUAUUUUGAGGUAAACUCACGGCUUCUAAGCCCGUCUUAAGUGCAUUAAACCAGCGUUUACAUGAUAUUAAAUUAGAAAAAAAAAAUACUUUAAAAAAAUAAAAUAAAAUAAAGUAAAAUAAAAAUAAUAAAAAGGAGAAAUUUUAAGGGAAAUAGCUUAUUCAUUUUUAAGUAAUUUUCUCGAUCAUCGGAUUACCGGCCUUAAACUUAAAAUGUUUACCAUAUUGUGUGCAUCUUUUAAUAAUAUAAAUUUAAAUUGUGAACUUAAAUACACAGACCGUAAAAUCGUACUGGUUAAAUGAUGGCUACAGAGGCAACUUUUUACCAGAGUACGGGACGUACUCAGUAAUGCUGGGAGAGAGCAGAGCAACGUUUGAUACUGCUACCGUCUUGUCGAACCCAGGUAAUUAUUCUCACUUUAACUCUUGGAACCGUUUGUAUUAUUUUAUUUUCACGUUAGAGUUUAUUCCACACACAAAAAAAAAAAAAAAAAAAAAAAAAAAAAAAAAAAAAGAACAAAAUUUUUACAUUCAGUUUAUAAACGCAAUAUUCGUUUUAAUUUUCAUUUAACGUGGAAAGUAAAAAUAAAUAUUUAUAAUCGUUUAUGUUUUGACAUGUAAAGUUUAAUUGUGAGUUAAGUAUCUAUAUUUCAUAUUAUUUAAUUGUUAAAAAAUUACAUUUUAUGUCUUGGUCAAAAAUAUCUUUUCGUGUACCUUCAUCCAUCCUCCCCCCCCCCCGCAACCACACACUCGCACUUUUUUUUUUUAACAGGUAAAUAUUAUGGCACGCGACUCAGGUACGCCGGUAUAGAGAUAAAGACUAACCUGGCCUUUGGCACCAAAGACUUCAACGCCGGGCUGGAGAUUUAUGACGCCUGGGAGAAAUUUAUCAACGAAGAGGUGGGCUAACCUUUGAAUUAACCAAUAAGAUUCAUAAUUCUCAACUUGUCCAUAUUUUAUUAUCAAUUAUCAAACAAUUUUUCUGUAGUAUAUUUAUGACAGUUUAGGCGUGUCACAAAUAAUAAUUAUCUAAGCGUUACAUGCAUGUAACGCCAUAUUCAAAAGGUGUGCAAAAAAUAAUUAGAUUCUCAUACAUGCAUAAUACCUGAAUGCAUACUUCGUCAAGUAACUUUAGUAGAUGGGUAGUUCGCGCAUGGCUGCCGCCAUUGUUUUGGCAUGUUAGUUCCGGUAAUGAUGUAAGAGGGCAUAUUAGGAAAUGACCUUGGAAAGAUUUAAAAACCGAAAUAGAGAGCUGAAGUAGAGAGCCGAAAUAGAGAGCCGAAAUAGAGAGCCGAAAUAGAGAGCCCAAAUAGAGAGCUCCUAUAACCGCUGUGGUGAAAUGACAUCUAUUACUAAACAUUCCUGGCAUCCGUGCGUCACAAUGGGACGAUGGUGAAGAGUACGUAGGUUUAUACUUCUAUGAUUAUAAGCUGGUUCCCAACAGCAAAUCGCCUCUCUCCACGCCGCUGGAUAACCCAAAGAAAUAUCAUGUUGAUGGUACAGCUUGGCACCAGUGGCGUCGCAGGAGUUGUCGGAAUGCUUCAUUGUACCAAUGUUAUCCGCCUACUGGACUCCAUCGCCGGGUUUCAAUUCAGAGUUUCCUUCUCUUAGAUGAGUUGCCAUGAGUCACAUCCACCCGGGGUGCUGGUGAUGUUUUCGCUUGACUGGGUUUUGGCUGGAAUUGAGCCCCAGAACACCAACUUGAGAUUUACUCAGUUUAGACCACUGGGCCACCCAGCACCCUUACCAUUACUUAAAAUUAGAUCAUAAAUCUCGCGUGAGUUAUCCCGUUCUAGUGUCUAGGGCAGCGGUUCUCAACAUUUCCAAGGGGUCGCCUAAGACCACCUGAAAACACAUAUCCUUACAGCCUUGGAGAAGCGACGAAAAUAAUUGUGUGGCUGGGGGUCGCCACGACACGAGAAACGGCAUUAAAGGGUCGCGGCACUAGGAAGGUUGAGAACCACUGGUCUAGGUUUUUUUUUUUUGGAUUCAAAUCAACGAAGAGUGAAGGUAUUCUAGCUCUCAUACACUUAUAUGUAGUUUAAAAGAGGUCUACAACCAAUUUCAAUAGAAUGAAACGAACCUAUUUAUUAAACAUAUAAUUUACAACUCUUUAUAGAAAUAAAAAUCUUACAAGAAUGAAAAGUCAAGGGUAAAUGGAUUAGAAAAACUUGUACAUAUAAAAUUUACAAUCUAGGUUCUAAUGCCUAUGGACAUGCGCAUUUCCUCGGAGUCAGGCCUGUGGCGUUAUUCUCAAAUCCAGCCGCUGAGAUGCGAUUGUUUCGUACACUAGGAAAGCAUGCUAUAAUUUAAUAUGGCUAUACGUCAACCAGGCAAAAUGUGAAAUAAUUUAAUAAAAUAGUUUGCGCAUGCGUGAUAGAAAAUCCAUGGAGUUUACCUCACUUAAGGCAUAGCACCGGCUGUUGCUGUGACGCAUUGGUGACAAGGUUGAACGCAACGUGUGAGCCGAGUGGAAGAAGACAAUUAAAAAAAAACAACAACAACAACAAAAAGUGUGUGUGGGGGGGGGGAAUAAUUCAUACUAAAAAAAUGUGUGGGUAUUACACGACGGUACAAGAAAGUUGAGCGUCCAAUCUGAUUAUAUCACAAUGACUAUGCUACUAUCUCGCCUUUAAACUAAACACCAUACCAAAUCUAGGUUGAAAACAAUGCACGGCAGUUUUAGAGUCGGUAACUAAGCGAACUAAUACUACUACUUGCUGUGUAUUUCGAUGCCAUCCGUUGACUAAGACCGUUUCCUGUUCCAGGUGAGCAAAUUACCCCCGUCCAUACAAGGUGGAGUUCAGUUCACGCCUGGACAAAACGCCUGGCAUGAAUUUAAAAGACAAGAAGUAAGUUUAAACAUGUGUCUCCUUAUUGUAGGUGUUGUGUUCUGUGACUAGUCGAUAUAGAUGUUAACAAAACGAUUCAAAAUGCUCUAAGUUCAAUGAUCUGGAAGAACGUUGACAGCAUGGUGAAGAGUCUCGAAACGGGAUAAACGAAAUACAUAAGUAAGUGUUCUGGAGAGAGACGACGUCAUGUUUAAACAUUAUUUUCAAGGGGAGUUUUGUUUUUCUAAAAUGCAUAUUUUGUUUUAACAAAGUGCAUAACUUUUUAUCCUCGUGGAAUAAAGUAUCUUAGUCUGAUAAGGCUUGUCUGACAUGCUGAUAGGGCUUUGUCUUACAAAUAUCAACUGCAGUCUCAGAUGUGGUGUAUAAAAGACCAUUAUUUGUCAUUGAAUUUCCCAUUGAACUUCUUAACGUAUGAGUUGGACGUACGAACGUCAGGGAAAAAAAAUAUUUGUAUUUAUAUGUAUAUAUGUUAGAUCUAAUACCCGCUUAACCUUGUCUAUAGGCCUAUUGUUUAAAGGCCGGCAAGUAGGGAGAAGGACUAUCCAUAGGCCUAUUGUUUACAGGCCGGAAGGUAGGGUGUAGGACUGUCUAUAGGCCUAUUGUUUACAGGCCGGAAGGCAAGGUCUAGGACUGUCUAUAGGCCUAUUGUUUACAGGCCGGGAGGUAGGGUGUAGGACUAUCUGUAUGCCUGUUGUUCAAGGCCGGCACAUAGUAUAGAACAUGAGCAGUUCAGAAACACUUGGACACACCGGGUAUUUUCUGAAAAUACCCACUCCCAGUGUAAAAAAAAAGCUUCAUCCGGUCAAGUCCUAGUCUAAUUUAGUUUGAUUAAUCAUUGUCCCCAGUCAAGCCCUAGUCUAAUUUAGUUUGAUUAAUCAUUGUCCCCGGUCAAGCCCUAGUCUAAUUUAGUUUGAUUAAUCAUUGUCCCCGGUCAAGCCCUAUUAAUCAUUGUCCCCGGUCAAGCCCUAGUCUAAUUUAGUUUGAUUAAUCAUUGUCCCCGGUUAAGCCCUAUUAAUCAUUGUCCCCGGUCAAGCCCUAGUCUAAUUUAGUUUGAUUAAUCAUUUCCCCGGUUAAGCACAGACUUAAUCCUUUCAGAGUUUUAUGCUACCUGUCAUUGUCUUCUUUUUUUUUUUUGUUCUUUAAAGCCUAAAGGCAAUGACCUCGAUAAUAAACUGUUAUAUUGUUCACUCCCUCAAGGCGUUGGCCAAGUCAGCGCUACAGGGUAUCAUCAUUGGCGUGUGCCUGGCCUUCGUCGUCCUGACCUUGGCCACCACCAACAUCAUCAUCAGCACCAUGGCAACACUCACCAUCGCCCUUGUCACUGUCACCAUCGCUGGGUGCAUUCCUCUGUUCGGCUGGAAGAUUUCAGUAAGUCAUUCGCCCGGUAAACGUAUCCGAUUUGUAUGUUCUGUUGUCGUUGUUCACUGCCCUUAACAAAAUAUAGGACACGUCAUCCAGGGGUGGAUCGAUAUCAUGGGCUACCUGUCUACUGUGGUAUUAUCUGAUGUCUAUCUACUGUGGUAUCAUGGGUUACCUUGUAGUAUCAUGGGAUAUCGUCUACUUUGCUAUUAUGGGAUAAUUAUCUGCUGUGGUAUCAUGGAUUACAUAUCUACUGUAUCAUGGGCUACCUAUCUACUAUAUUAUGGCUACCUAUAUACUGUAUCAUGGGCUACGUAUUUACUGUAUUAUGGGCUACAUACCUCUGUAUACCAUUUGAACAGUUAAUGAGUGACAGAUCCCAUAAUUUUGCUGGAAAACACCUGAGGUCACAGACAUGUGAUUUUUGACAGGUGAACUCUGUUCACACCAUGGUUACUGAUUAACUGUCUUCAGAAUUCCGCCACAUUUUUUUGUCUCAUCUAAACCUAAACGACUAACUACAUUUUCAUAUCUUACUUAUCUCGGCCACUAAUCAUGAACUAUCAAAUAAACACAUUGUAUUACACCCAAUGUUCUCUCUUCCAGGUCAUAGAGUCCAUCAACCUUUCCCUGGUUGUCGGAUUGGCCGUCGACUACGUGGUCCACCUCUCGGAGAGCUACCACAACUCACCCCGCCUAGACCGCGUGGGCAAGGUCAGGGACAUGCUGGAGAGCAUGGGAGUCUCCGUGGUCUCUGGCGCCAUAUCAACCCUAGGCGCCGCGGCGUUCAUGAUGGGCGCCAAAAUCCAGUUCUUCCUGCAGUUCGGCAUCUUCAUGUUCUGCACCAUCGGGUUUUCCCUGAUCUUCUCGCUCUGCCUGUUCGCGCCGAUGCUGGCCUUGCUGGGGCCCCAGGGGCAUGUCGGCUCGCUGGUGCCCAUCUUCAUGUGGGUGUGGUACAAGAUCAUCGGCCGUGACAAGAAGGACACAGAUUGUGAGACGUGCGUUGGGAAAGGCUUUGUUAAACCGGAAACAGGAACCCCGAACACAUAGUGGUUAAUCUCAUUCUGAUACUUAGACUUAAUUUUUGCCUUUGUUUAAGUGGGCAAUACUUUUCUUGGCAAUACAUUUUCUGGAUAACACAUUUUCUGGAAAGAAGCACUUUCUGAGCAACGCAUUUACUGGGAAACACAUUUUCUGAGCAACGCAUUUUCUCGGUAAUAGAUUUUUUUAGAAAAUAUCAAUAUAUUUUGUAAGCAAAUACAUUUUUAAAAUUCGAGAUCCAUGGCUUCUUUUAAAUACAUCCCACAUCUAAAAAUAAGAAAAAAAAAAAAGGAAGUCUGUGUGCGGGAUGGAUUGUAGCUGUUGGCAUACAUUUGUGUAGGCGAUUGAUAAGGUAAAAUAUUGAUCUCUAUUGCCGGUGUCAUGAAGCGUAUUUCAAGAAUUUAAUUCAUGUCUAGUAUUACCAAAUUUAUUCAAAAGACUUUAAUAUUUUUAACGGGCGCAUUCUAUUUUAAUACAGAUAUGGUUUUAAAAUAUUACAGGAGCUUCGGACACACUGUCAGGCAGAAUAAAAUAAAUAAUUGCGUUACGAAACUUCAUCUCCAUGACAGCGGCUAUAAUAAUUGUAACAACAUUGUUUUCCAUUUCUUUUGUCAUCACGUGACUUGGUUAUUUGAAUGUUGCAGGCAGAGCUCGUCUCAGUUGAAACCAAAUUAACAUUUUUUUUUUGUUCUUUUAAAUUUAACUAUGCCCAUCAGUCUGUGAUAUACUUUUAAUUUUUCGUUUUAUUGUAAAGAGCUGAUCCAUACAUUCCAAGUUUAAAUGGAGGCAGCCUGAUGUGUGAAUGGCAGAGUUUUACUGAGAUUUUAGAAUUUUAAGAAGAGCUGUUAGAAGUCGAUACCGAAGUAUCGAAAUUUAUAGAAAAGUGUUGUAGUAUCGUUGUGUUGUAGUAUCGUUGUGUUGUAGUAUCGUUGUGUUGUAGUAUCGUUGUGUUGUAUUAUCGUUGUGUUGUAGUAUCGUUGUGUUGUAGUAUCGUUGUGUUGUAGUAUCGUUGUGUUGUAGUAUCGUUGUGUUGUAGUAUCGUUGUGUUGUAGUAUCGUUGUGUUGUAGUAUCGUUGUGUUGUAGUAUCGUUGUGUCAAAGCAUCGAGGGGAAAAGCCUCUUCCGAAUCUCAAAGAAUAAGCGUUGUGUGGAAUGUUUAUGUCGUGUUACCUUCAGAGUAAUAUGAUGAAUAAGCGUUGUGUGGAAUGUUUAUGUCGUGUUACCUUCAGAGUAAUAUGAUGAAUAAGCG
Messenger RNA from Lymnaea stagnalis (great pond snail), 30672 nucleotides. The record is from the annotation of a GenBank genome assembly. Lineage: Eukaryota; Metazoa; Mollusca; Gastropoda; Lymnaeidae.